Molecule: messenger RNA, 1326 nt
Organism: Ilex paraguariensis (yerba mate)
Lineage: Eukaryota; Viridiplantae; Streptophyta; Magnoliopsida; Aquifoliales; Aquifoliaceae
Source: the annotation of a GenBank genome assembly
AUGGCCAAACACUCUUUGAGUACACCUCUUCCCCAAGGAGGAGGGGAGAAAAAGAAGGAAUCUUCUUCCCGCCUGACUUGGGGUCGUGAUCAAAAGAGCACCGUUGUUGAGAAGAAGAAAAUGAUGAAUGAAUUCGAAUACGAAGAACUCGAGGCAGCGACUGAGAACUUCUCUCCCUCGAAUAUGAUUGGUAAAGGAAGCCAUGGACAAGUCUACAAAGGCAUUCUCAAAGAUGGUAGACUUGUAGCCAUCAAAAAGCAAUCACUGGGCCUUGAAAAGCUUCAAGACGGUUCCAAACUCAAUAAUGAAGUUAGAAUCCUCUCAAAAUUACCUCCAAACAACCCAUACACCAUCAACCUGGUUGGGCUGAGUCAACUCAGUCAUGGACCUGCCAAGAGCAAAGUCCUUGUCAUGGAACACAUGCCCAAUGGCACUCUUCAUCACCUUCUUCAUGUAGCCUCCCAACCUCCACCAUGGCCUAAGCGUGCCCAAAUCGCCAUCCAAAUCGCUAGAGCCGUGCAGUUUCUUCACGAAUCAAAGCCAAUGAUCAUCCACAGGGACAUCAAGUCUGCAAAUAUACUGUUUGAUUCGAGUUGGAAUGCCAAGUUGGCUGAUUUUGGGCUCUCUCUGAACAUGAAUGACCAUGACUCAGUGAGUCAGCCGGUCAACUCAUGGAGCCGACCAGCUGGUACUAUUGGGUACUUGGACCCUUGUUACACCACCCCGAGCAAGCUGAGCACGAAAAACGAUGUGUUUAGUUUCGGAGUGGUGUUGCUUGAGAUCAUUAGCAGCACGAAAGCCAUCGAUGUUUCAAGGGCCCCGGCUGCAAUGGUGGAAUGGGCAUUGCCAUUGAUCGAAGAGGACCAAGUAGAAGAAAUUUGUGAUAAAAGAAUUGCAGUGCCAAGGUACAUGGAAGGGACGAUAAGGCAGCUGCUAAGAAUAGCAGCAAGUUGUGUGUGUUUAGAAGAAGAUCACCGUCCCUCAAUGGGGAAGGUUGUCAUAGAGAUGGAGAACUGCAUAGUUGAUCAACCUGUUCAAUUUCCUAUAUGGAUGAACAUGAACCUCUUACACAGCCUUGUAACGAAAAAGUGGUGGAAAAGGGCUGCAAAGCGAUGCAGAACCACCAUCAUCACCGCCAAAGCCACAGCCGCCACUACCACCAUAAUUUGUGCAGCCACAGCAGAAGAAGUAAAUGGUGGGCGCAGCUCCUCUGCUGUGAGGAAAAAACAGCACAGUCUUAUGAUUGUCACAAGAGGAAAGGUUUUGAAGGAGCUUAUUGCAAAGAAUGAAGGCGAUGGACAUUAUAAUUGGAGCAAAGCCUUAUAA